Messenger RNA from Podarcis lilfordi (Lilford's wall lizard), 27877 nucleotides. The record is from the annotation of a GenBank genome assembly. Lineage: Eukaryota; Metazoa; Chordata; Lepidosauria; Squamata; Lacertidae.
AUGAAAGAGACGGAUCCUGCAAAGCUAGCAAGGAUGGAAGGGGGAAGAUGGACGGUUGACCUGGUCAGGUUGUCUCCUGCAUCCCUCCCCACAACCUCUGAGCGUUCCCUCCCAGGGACCUCCGAGGGAUCUGGUGAGUCCCAGGGGAGGGGAGAUGGGGAUGUGGAGGGAUGGAGCCAGAGAGGAAUUGGGGCUUGCUCAGCUUGGGGGUGGGGGGAGGCAGGCAGGCGGAUGGAGAUGGAGAAGGGGAGCAUCUUUUCGGGCUCCCCGCCUGCCUGCCUGCCUGCCUGCCCCUUUGUCAUCUGCAGGCAAUUUGAGCUAGAAAUAGAUCACAGCUCCCCGGCCACUGCGAUGUAUUGGCAGCUCAAAAUGUCUAAAACCAGUUCCGUGAUCUGAAUGCCCUGCCAAUGUCAAACACUGAUCCUUCGCGCAGCACUAGAACCCACGACUCUUUUUUAAAAAAAUUGGUUUUCCCAUAUUGUAUUACAAUAUAUACCAAAGCCAACACCAUUUCCUCCCCAUCCCCCCAUACAUUUACAUUUUAAUUUCCUCAGUCCAUCAUAUUAUCCUUUUCUCCCUCCUCCCACUUCCCUCCGCCCCCACUUGAUUUCCUCCACAUUAUAAAAAUUGCAAUAAUCUUUGCAUUCUACAAUCUUCUCAAAUCAUCUAUAUAUUAUUAUUAUUAUCUUUCCUUACUAAUUUUUCUUCCAUCCAGUACUUCACAUUUUAAUCUAGGCAUAUUAGCGUAUCUUUUUUUGAGCAAUAUUUUGCCAUAUAUUCAUUGAAACAUUUCCACUCCUUUUUAAAUUUUUAUUCUUAUAGCAGUUUCUUCUUAUAGCAGUUAAUUUUGCCCAAAUUAAAUAUUCAUUUAGUUUAGAAAUCCAUUCCUCCUUUGUGAGUAUAGUUUGUGACUUCCACCUAGCAGCAAUCACUAUUCCAGCAGCUGCACUUGUGGAAUGUAAUGGCAUCCGCCACACUUUCCUGUGCCAACUCUCCGUGCCAACUGUGAGCCUGAAGCUGUCUUCCUGGCUCCAAGCCGAGUUUUGCAGCAGCGGUCGUGCCUUGGGUGGGUGAUAAAUCCAAGGCUGCACGCAGGCUUCUUGCUAAUCUAAGAAGUCUUUAAUCAUUGUACGGAAAAACAUCAUAAAUCAACCUGGAGAUCGAGCGGACAUCUCCUCGGCUCGACAGCUAAAAACGAAAGUAACUCGCACACAAAGAAAGAUUCCCGUAUGUGAACAAAACCACGCCUCAGAAUGUGAGAUGUCACACAGAACUGUUUAACCCUGUAAAUUCUGAUUCUCCUCACAGUACUUGCGUAUAGAAAAAUUCUUCCCCCCCCCCCCGUGGUAUCUCUUCAUCUAUCACUCCAAGGAGAUAUGUCUCUGGUUUCUUUGUUAUUGAUAUUUUCCACAUCUUCUUUAGUUCUUCGUGUACUACUAUCCAAAAUUUCUUAAUUUCCUCACACCUCCACCACAUAUGUAUUGUUGUUCCUAUUUCUCCACCACAUCUCCAACAGAGGUUGGAUUUCAAUUUGUAUAUCUUUGCCAGCUUAACUGGCGUUAAGUACCACCUAUAGAACAUCUUUACAAAAUGUUCUUUAAUUGUAUAUGAGGCAGUAAAUCGUAUAUCCUCUCGCCAGAGUUUCUCCCAUUGCUCUAGAUAGAUAGUAUGUCCAAGAUCCUGAGACCAUUUAAUCAUCGUUUCUUUCACUUCUUCCUCCAUCAAUUCCCAGUCCAGUAAAAGAUUAUAGGUUUUGGAUAACAAUUUCUUGUUGUUCUUUAUCACUGUGACUUUAAAUUUCAAAUCUUCUUUUGCAAAUCCUUUCUUUUGAUCCGAGUUGAAUAUACUUCUAAGUUGUAUAUAUUGCCAUCUGUCAAUUUAAAUUUUGACUUACCAGAUUGAAAUAACUUCUGAUGGGGAGCGUUCAGGUGAAGAUGUUGCUGUUUGUUUCACAGACAAGGCGUGGACGUUGCUGGAUCCUGACCAGAGAGAUCAGCAUAAAGAGGUCAAGGAGGAGAAUCGUGGGAUCGUGGACUCUCUUGGUAAGGCUCCCUGUUGGAUCAUAACAUGUUGUGAUUGCAGAUGGAGUGGAUUCCAUGACUGAGCCAGAACAAAAUCCAUCCCAGAUAAAAGCCAAGCAAUAUCUCAGUUAAUACCAGCCAACUAAGGAAGUGAAACCUAUAGGACGGCCUCACAUCUCAUUCUCUUCAGAUCUUCCUCUGUCACAAGCAUUCAUUAACAUUGUUCAAUAAUCUGGAGCUCCCAUUUCCUCCUGAGACUCUAAUUAGCAUCUCUCUUCAUUGCAGGUGGUGAUGACUUAGAAGGGAAGAACAAGGGAGAGCACAACAGGAUCCACAUAGCGGAGAAGUCAUGUAAAUAUUCAGAGUGUGGAGAGAACAUCCGUCAGAGCUCCCAGUCCAACUCCCAUCAAAGAAAGAGCUUCAUUCGAAGGAAUAGCCUCACUUCACACGAAAUAACACAGAGUAGGGAGAAAUCGUAUCAGUGCUUGGAGUGUGGAAAGAGCUUCAGCCAGAGGGCCCAUCUCACUUCUCAUCAAAUAAUUCAUACAGGGGAGAAGCCCUAUCAGUGCUUGGAAUGUGGAAAGAGCUUCAAUCGAAAGAAUAAUUUCACUGUGCAUCAAAGAAUUCAUACAGGGGAGAAACCAUAUCAGUGCUUGGAAUGUGGAAAGAGCUUUCGUGUGAGUGGUGAACUCACUUCCCACCAAAGAAUUCAUACAGGGGAGAAACCCUAUCAGUGCUUCGAAUGUGGGAAGAGCUUUCGUGUGAGUGGUGAUCUCACUUCCCACCAAAGAAUUCAUACAGGGGAGAAACCCUAUCAGUGCUUGGAGUGUGGGAAAAGCUUCAGUUACAGCGCCAAUCUCACUUCCCAUCAAAGAAUUCAUACAGGGGGAAAACCCUAUCAGUGCUUGGAAUGUGGAAAGAGCUUCAAUCGAAAGGGUCAUCUCACUUCCCAUCAAAGAAUUCAUACAGGGGAAAACCCUAUCAGUGCUUGGAAUGUGGAAAGAGCUUCUGUCAAAGGGCGACGCUCACUUCCCAUCAACAAAUACAUACAGGGGAGAAACCCUAUCAGUGCUUGGAAUGUGGAAAAUGCUUCAGUCAUAGCACCGGUCUCACUUCCCACCAAAGAAUUCAUACAGGGGAGAAACCCUAUCAGUGCUUCGAAUGUGGGAAAAGCUUCAGUGAAAGAGCCAAUCUCACUUCCCAUCAAAGAAUUCAUAAAGGGGAGAAACCCUAUCAGUGCUUCGAAUGUGGGAAGAGCUUCGUGUGAGUGGUGAACUCACUUCCCACCAAAGAAUUCAUACAGGGAGAAACCCUAUCAGUGCUUGGAGUGUGGAAAGAGCUUCAGUCAAAGCACCCAUCUCUCUUCCCAUCAAAGAAUUCAUACAGGGAGAAACCCUAACAGUGCUUGGAGUGUGGAAAGAGCUUCAAUCGAAAGAGUCAUCUCACUUCUCAUCAAAGAAUUCAUACAGGGGAAAACCCCUAUCAGUGCUUGGAAUGUGGAAAGAGCUUCUGUCAAAGGGGGACGCUCACUUCCCAUCAACGAAUACAUACAGGGGAGAAACCCUAUCAGUGCUUGGAAUGUGGAAAGAGCUUCAGUCGGAAGGAUAGUCUCAAUUCCCAUCAAAGAAUCCAUACAAGAGAGACAACGUCUUAGUGUUUGGCAUGUGGGAAAAGAUUCAUUCAUUGCCCACCAAAUAAUUUAUACGGGGUUGAAAAUUGGGUCCCUCUCAAAGAGGGCUGCAGACAACCGACAGAUUACAACUGGGGAAUAUUUCACACAGGAAACCACAUCUUCUUGCAUGGACUUUUGUCAUAUAUGGAUUUAUAAAAGUGAAGGUGAAUCUUUGAUCUUUGUAAUCUUCCCUUAGGGCCCAGGGGGAGCAAGCUUGGAUUCUAGAGGAACCAAACAAGUAUUAACUGUGAAAUCUAUCGCACAGUGUGGUCUCUUACAGAAGAUUCUUCGGUUUGGGAAAAUAUCAGUCAGUUAAAAUACAUUACAUGUGUCUUAAUUUUAACUAAACAAAGGAAAGCAGGAAGACAGCCCAGAGUCCUGGAAGAUAAGAUGGUGGAAUGAAAUAGGGCCUUCUGAGGAGGGACUGCACCGAAAACAAUUGAUGGACAACAACAAGAAGAGCACAAUUUUCAUCAUGCAUGUUAAUUUAGAUAUAGAUCUGUUAAAUAUGAUGAAAGUUGCAUGCCAGUGGCUGUCAAGAUAAGAUAAAGGAUUAAGAUCGGGAUGAUAUUGGGAAUAAAUAAAAGAGAGAAAAGUAGGAACAAGACCCCCCCCCCCAAAAAAAUAAUCUCAUCAAUCUUUGACUUUUGUCUUCUGGGUUUCACUGUUGUUAUUCUGUCUCUCACAGCUACAAUAAACCUACCAUUAAUAUUGUGGACUAGGCAUUUCUUCGUCAGAGGGCAAAAACCCAAAUUUAGAAGGGGAUCAAAUACUUUCCCCCCUCACUCUAGAUGUUUACACACACCCCUGGCUCUCGUUUGGAGGAGGAGUGAGAGGCGGAGGCUCUUUACUUCUAGAAUGGCAUUUCCACGGCACCUCCUUUCCUCCCAGGAGCUCCUCCUUUCACCCCCUUUCCAGCACUGCCUUGCUUAGUGUGGCAGCACCUGCCCUUUGGAACUCCCCGCCUCUUGCAAUAAAGCGCGUGCCUUUGCUAGACUCUUUUCUGGCACCUGCUAAGAGCAUACUUGUUUAGGCAAGCAUAGUCAGAUGCUUAGGAAGCUGAAGUAAUUUUAAUCUCUUUUAAUAUUUUAGCUUUUCUGUGUUUUAAAGUAGGCUUGUUAAUUUUUAUUGAUUUUACUGCUGUAGUGUUGUUUAUUUGUUUUUUUGUAUUGGUAAACAACUUUGCAGGUUGUUUAAAAUAAAUUUUAUGAAAUAAAUAAACAAUAAAUAUAAAUAAAAUAACACAAGCCAAAACACAAUGCAUCCUGUAGAUUUAAGUAACUGUCCACAGUGGCCUACUUGUUAUCGGAGGCCCAGAAUCCACAAUCCUUUGUAAGAAAAUAUGAAAUAAAGUCAAAACAUUUUUGUAGGCAAAAAAAAAAAAAAAAAGUCAAUACUGGGGAGGUGACAAAAACUUUUCCACACCAGGUACCCCCUGACCUUGUUAUGCCACUACCUGGGGUGCAGGGAAUGCAUGGGGGUCCCUGUUCAGAUAAUUCCUGGUGGGGGGAGACCCCCAAGUCAGGGAGCAGAGGGUCCUCCCUUGUCCUCUCUGCCAAGCCAGGGAGGGGCCACUUCGCAGGAAGUCUGCAGCUCUGCUCUUCCUUGGGAUCCAGAUGCUGCCUUCCUUUUGGGGGAGGGGGCUUUGGGUCAAGGAAAUAAACCCCCUUCAGAGGGAGGGAAAAGUCACAUUUGUGAACAGAGGAUGUAGACAGAUGAGAAGGUUUGAGAUAUACAGACUCAGCCUACAUAUUUGUAUCAUUUAUUAUUCCUAUGUUCCCUGUUUUAUAAAGCUAAUAAAAGUUAUACAAAAAGAAGAGGAAAAGGCAACACACGGAGGCCCCAUCUGAGUUCACACUGCACAGCAGGAUCAGGUUCCCUUAAGGAGUCCAGUGCUGCGCGAUGGAUCAGUGAGUUGUCUGUAAUUGGCAGGGCAUUCAGAUCGCAGAACUGGUUUUAGACCUUUUGAGCUGCCAAUACAUCGCUUCGGGCAGGGAGCUGUGAUCUAUUCCUAGCUGAAAUUGCCUGCAGAUGACAAAAGCGUAGGCAGGCAGGCAGGAAGGCAGGUGGGGGAGCCCAAAAAGGUGCUCCCCUUCUCCAUCUCCAUCCGCCUGCCUGCCUCCCCCCACCCCCAACCUGAGCAAGCCCCAAUUCCUCUCCGGCUCCAUCCAUCCAGGUCCCCAUCUCCACUCCCCUGGGACUCACCAGAUCUCUCGGAGGUCCCUGGGAGGGAGUGCUCAGAGGUUGUGGAGAGGGAUGCAGGAGACAACCUGACCAGGUCAUCUGUCCAUCUUCCCUCUACCAUCUCCUCUAGCUUGACAGGAUCCGUCUCACUCAUCCUUCCUGAAGAGUCAAGUAGCCAAAAGAAGCUGCAGGGUCCUGGGAGAGAGGAAGAAGCAAAGGGAGCCUCAGAGGCCCUGCAGGGAUUCUCCUGCCCUAGAUAUUUGGCUAGUUUAGAUGUAUUCAAGUCUCCAGGGCCAGACGAACUGCAUCCAAGAGUAUUAAAAGAACUGGCAGAUGUGAUCUCAGAACCACUGGCAGUCAUCUUUGAGAAUUCCUGGAGAACAGGCGAAGUCCCGGCAGACUGGAGGAGGGCAAAUGUUGUCCCUAUUUUCAAAAAGGGGAAAAGAGAGGACCCAAAUAAUUACCGCCCAGUCAGUCUGACAUCAAUACCAGGGAAGAUUCUGGAGCAGAUCAUUAAGCAAACAGUCUGUGAGCACCUAGAAAGGAUCACCAAUAGCUGUGAUCACCAAUAGUCAGCAUGGAUUUCUGAAAAAUAAGUCAUGUCAGACUAACCUGAUCUCGUUUUUUUGACAGAAUUACAAGCCUGGUAGAUGAAGGGAACGCAGUGGAUGUAGCCUACCUUGAUUUCAGCAAGGCAUUUGACAAGGUGCCUCAUGAUAUUCUUGUAAAGAAGCUGGUAAAAUGUGGUCUUGACUAUGCUACCACUCAGUGGAUUUGUAACUGGCUGACUGACCGAACCCAAAGGGUGCUCAUCAAUGGUUCCUCUUCAUCCUGGAGAAGAGUGACUAGUGGGUGCCACAGGGUUCUGUCUUGGGCCCGGUCUUAUUCAACAUCUUUAUCAACGACUUGGAUGAUGGACUCAAGGGCAUCCUGAUCAAAUUUGCAGAUGACACCAAAUUGGGAGGGGUGGCUAACACCCCAGAGGACAGGAUCACACUUCAAAACGACCUUGACAGAUUAGAGAACUGGGCCAAAACAAACAAGAUGAAUUUUAACAGGGAGAAAUGUAAAGUAUUGCACUUGGGCAAAAAAAGGGAGAGGCACAAAUACAAGAUGGGGGACACCUGGCUUGCGAGCCGUACUUGAGAAAAGGAUCUAUGAGUCUUGGCUGACCACAAACUUGACAUUAGCCAACAGUGUGACGCGGCAGCUAAAAAAGCCAAUCCAAUUCUGGGCUGCAUCAAUAGGAGUAUAGCAUCUAGAUCAAGGGAAGUAAUAGUGCCACUGUAUUCUGCUCUGGUCAGACCUCACCUGGAGUACUGUGUCCAGUUCUGGGCACCACAGUUCAAGAAGGACAUUGACAAACUGGAACGUGUCCAGAGGAGGGCAACCAAAAUGGUCAAAGGCCUGGAAACGAUGCCUUAUGAGGAACGGCUAAGAGAGCUGGGCAUGUUUAGCCUGGAGAAGAGGAGGUUAAGGGGUGAUAUGAUAGCCAUGUUCAAAUAUAUAAAAGGAUGUCACAUAGAGGAGGGAGAAAGGUUGUUUUCUGCUGCUCCAGAGAAGCGGACACGGAGCAAUGGAUCCAAACUACAAGAAAGAAGAUUCCACCUCAACAUUAGGAAGAACUUCCUGACAGUAAGAGCUGUUUGACAGUGGAAUUUGCUGCCAAGGAGUGUGGUGGAGUCUCCUCCUUUGGAGGUCUUUAAGCAGAGGCUUGACAACCAUAUGUCAGGAGUGCUCUGAUGGUGUUUCCUGCUUGGCAGGGGGUUUGACUCGAUGGCCCUUGUGGUCUCUUCCAACUCUAGGAUUCUAUGAUUCUAUGAUUCUAUAUUCUCCUGCCCCUGGAGAAGCACAAAUGGGGUGGCCCCUUCCCAACAGAAGCCCCAUUUCUAAACCUCUCCAGUGGUUUCAAUUUCCUCUGUUUGCUCCUCACCCCACUUUGUAAGGCUGGCAGGGUCUGUCCAGUAGUGACCUCAAGAUAGAACCCUUGAACUCACUGGGGCUUAUGGACACAACUUGGUGCCAAAACCAGUCACCUUCCUGUCCCUAAGCCUGAAAACUGCAACAUCAGAGCAUGGGCAGACGAGUAGCUAAUACAUGUAAGUGGCCCCAUGCUUGGUGCUUUCUAUGGAGUGUCCUGUUGACGUUCUUUGAGCUCUCUCAUUGCAAGCCAGGCAGAUGUGGCCAUAUUUGCCUCUUGCAUGUGGACCAAAUCUUUGGGGAAGCUCUUCAUCUCCAAUUGGUAGGAAAGAGGGUUCAUUAACCUGCUGGUGGGAGGAGGUGGCUUUUCAGCCCAUAAAUUCAACUCAUGCUGGAAUAUUUGGUGGGCUGGAUCUGGAGCACAAAGGGUCAAGUUCUGCUUGCAUGAGCCCUUGUGUUCCUUCUUCAAACUCAUUAGGCAGGAACGUCAGAGGUCAAAUCGGGAGAAUAUUUCAUUCUGGGCUUCUUAUGGCAGAGCACAGAAGACAUGUAAACAAUUCUUUUCAGUUCUGUCAAGUAGGUCCUUCCCUAGAUUUCUCAAGUGCAAGGACCCAGGGCUGUCUGAGUUAUGGGGUUCCUUGGGGUCCAGGUCAGCUGGCUAGUCAGGAUUGUCACCUGCAGAGUAUAUGUCAACUAAAGGAUAAUAGUCUGCCUUGAAUUGAGGACUUUUGGAGGUGUUGCUGAAUGUGGAAGCAGAGGAGCUGGUGAUGCCACAUUUCGGAAUAAUCUUGAGACUAAUACACUGUUGGAAAACAUGCCCCCCUCGGGAGAGGCUGGCCUCUCUCCCAGAUCCCGGGUCUUGUUUACCGGUGAUCUACUCUGGCUGACAUCCCCGCAGUCCAGGAAGAUCUUGAUAGGCGACAUCUCCCAGCUGCUAAGAUGCACACCCCCUUCUUCCUUGCAUACCAGCAGGAGAAAGAAGAUAGUCAGAAAGUCUUUUACGUCUUGUUUAUUUCUGACUGCACAACUCUACAAAAAAAUGUCCGAUCAGUUCAGUCUCCUCCGAGCAAGAGACUCAGACUUCCUUCACAUACACAACGGGAAGGUCUCAUAUUACACACAGAACAAAGCCUUGUAAAUCCUGUGAACUUCCGGGAACAUUCUUUCCCACAGCUAGCCACAUCUUGUGAUGUAAAUACCGAGCUGCCAGUUUGCAGCUGCGUCACACUCAUAUUCCAACAUACACCACUCCUCCAUAGAUACGCUCUGUGCUUAUACACUGAUAUUCACAAACUUUACGCUCCUCUUGUGAGAAGAUACCUAAAGGAUUAGGGUAGCUUGAGAGAAGUAGCUUAUUUUGUUGUUGUUUUUAAAUGAUAUUGUACAUUAUUAACAUUUCAAAAGAAAAAGAUCACAUCAAUAAAAAAAUUAACAAUAAAAAGGAAAGAUACAAAAUACAAAGUACAAAAAAGAAAAAACAGCCAAAAACAAUUCCAUCUUUUCAUCACUUCUUUUACAUUUACUUGUUUCCCGGACCUCCUCAUACCACCCUCUUUUGUAUUCCAAUUCAGUUUGUUAGUCCAGCAAUUCCUUUCCCUCCUUUUUAAUCUUGAUCUUUAAUCUUAAUAUAUUAUAACAUUAAAUUUUUACCUAUUAAAAACCAAUUUUUCCAUAUUCUUUUAUACCAUUACCGCUAGAAACCGCUUAACUUCAAUCCGUCAUCAUUCUAACAUUCAUUAAUUUUACAAUAUUUCUGUAAGUAGUCUUUAAAUUUCUUCCAAUCUUCUUCCACCGACUCUUCUCCCUGGUCUCGGAUUCUGCCAGUCAUUUCCGCCAGUUCCAUAUAGUCCAUCAUUUUCAUCUGCCAUUCCUCCAGUGUGGGUAGAUCUUGUGUCUUCCAAUGCUUUGCAAUAAGUAUUCUUGCUGCUGUUGUAGCAUACAUAAAGAAAGUUCUGUCCUUCUUUAACACUGAUUGGUCGACUAUGCCCAGGAGAAAGGCCUCUGGUUUCUUCAGGAAGGUAUAUUUAAAUACCUUUUCAGUUCAUUAUAUAUCAUUUCCGAGAAAGCCUUAAUCUUUGGGCACGUCCACCAAAGGUGAAGAAUGUACCUUCAGUUUCUUUACAUUUCCAGCAUUUAUUAUCGGGCAAAUGAUAGAUUUUUGCAAGCUUGACUGGGGUCAUGUACCACCCGUAUAUCAUUUUCAUAAUAUUCUCUCUUAAGGCAUUACAUGCCGUAAACUUCAUACUUGUGGUCCAUAACUGUUCCCAGUCAGCAAACAUAAUGUUAUGUCCAACAUCUUGUGCCCAUUUAAUCAUAGCAGAUUUCACCGUUUCAUCCUGAGUAUUCCAUUUCAACAGCAAGUUAUACAUCUUUGACAAAAUCUUAGUUUAGGGUUCUAACAGUUCUGUUUCUAAUUUUGAUUUUUCCACCUGGAAGCCAAUUUUCUUGUCCAAAUUGUAUGCCUCCAUUAUCUGAUAAUAAUGAAGCCAGUCUCGCACUUUGUUUUUUAGUUUUUCAAAACUCUGCAGUUUCAAUCUAUCUCCAGAGAAGUAGCUUAUUUUGAGACAGCACCCAUUUCCAAUUCUUGUUUAUGAAAACCCUCUUCCUAGUUGGUUUUGUUUUGGCUUCUGACAGGACAUCAGAGCAUUUGAUAACCUUGCAUAUCGUUUCAUAUUGAUAUAAGGAUCUGGUGUGCAAAUUCCAGUACAGUGGUACCUCAGGUUACAUACGCUUCAGUUACAUACGCUUCAGCUUACAGACUUCUUACUUACAAGAAAGAAGAUUCCACCUCAACAUUAGGAAGAACUUCCUGACAGUAAGAGCUGUUCCACAGUGGAAUUUGCUGCCAAGGAGUGUGGUGGAGUCUCCUCCUUUGGAGGUCUUUAAGCAGAGGCUUGACAACCAUAUGUCAGGAGUGCUCUGAUGGUGUUUCCUGCUUGGCAGGGGGUUGGACUCGAUGGCCCUUGUGGUCUCUUCCAACUCUAUGAUUCUAUGAUUCUAUGACUCCGCUAACCUAGAAAUAGUACCUCGUUUUAAGAACUUUGCUUCAGGAUGAGAACAGAAAUCGUGCUCUGGUGGUGCGGCGGCAGCGGGAGGCCCCAUUAGCUAAAGUGGCGGUUCAGGUUAAGAACAGUUUCAGGUUAAGAACGGACAUCUGAGAACGAAUUAGUGUUCUGUCUGGACCCAGAGCAUGAGCUACUCUUAAGUAAGUUAAAAAGUAUUUUUAAGUCAACUUUUUAAUAUUGCACUAUUUUAAUUUUUUUUAACAUUUUUGCUCUUCUUUGUACUUAUAGACGUCCUUUUGCCAUGUGGACGAAUCAAACCUCCUUUAUUGAUUUAUUUUUAAUGGUAUGGAAAGAGAAAUUGUUGUAUUAUCUGGUGCUACAGACUCUGCUAGAUUUUAUUCAGAAGGUUUUACAAGUUCCUAUCAGGAUGGUAAGAAUUUUAUUACAGUCAGCCAAAAAGGAUUUUAAGUGUUCCAUGUCCUCUGUUAGUACUACAAGCCACCCAAAGACUGAUAAUCCCUCUUUUGUCCCAGAAGUUUGGGAGUAGCAGUCUUUUAUACUUGCUUUAAUUUUGAAUUUUGCUUUCAGAUUAGUUCCUCUACUUGUUUAGCCUGAAUUUGGCCUUGAGUCGCUUGAGCUCCUGGUCUCAGUGCCAGAGAUGACUUAGCAGUUGAGCUGCCUGGGCCCAAAACCUCUUUCUGCUCAUCCUUAGAGCUGCUGAGAGAUCCUAUAAGGUCAGUAAUAGGAUCUGGCUCCUGCUGUUUCUUAGCCACCUCCUCGUUUUCUUAUUCACGUAAAAUGGAGUAAUUUUUGCUUGUGCUUUCUUUAGAGAAGCUCUCUUUGGAGGAGGGUCUGUGGCACUCGGGAGAGAACAUACAUUUUGUAACUACUCUGGGUCAACACUGUCUUUCCCCUUAAUUCCUCAUCAAGUUUCCUGAUUCCAGUUAUACCUUAUGCCUUAUACCAUUUUCUAAAAUUCUGUGAUUAUCCUUGCUGUGAUUUAUUGAAUGGAAACUGAGACAGGUUUUCCAGGUGAAGCUUUUUCCAAACACUCCCCUGUAUGAAGUAUCUCAUGGGAAUUGAGAAUGGAGCUGCGAAGGAAGCUUUCCUCACGUUUCAAGCACUAAUUUCUUCCCCCCGUUAGUUCUUUCAUGUGAAGUGAGGCUCUCCUUCUGAACGAAGAGCUUUCCUUGAUGGGAAGUGGACUGGGAGCUCCGACUAAAGUUCUCUCCACACUCUGAAUAUUUAUAUGGUUUCUCCAUUGUGUGGAUUUUUCUUGUUGUCUCCCUUCUUCUUCCUUUCCAAUUCACCACCUACAACCUACAAUCUACUGUGAUAUGGCAGUAUUAUUAUGAUGAUGUUUAGGCUGAGGAAGAAAUUGAGAAGCUCCCCUCUGGAGUUCGUAAAGGGUAGAUAUUCCUGGUGCCCUUAAGCCUGCUGUUCCGCCAGGGAAGCGGGGCUGCGUCCAAAGCAUGGAAUGGUGGAAGUACUCAGGGAAGGGAGCAGAAAGCGAGGGAAGCAUUAGGCCCCCAUUUCUAGGAAGGGGAACAUCGGCCUGAAGGGAGCAGCUGCUUUUGGGCAAGAGCAGAGGCCAUGUUGGGUCAGGGCAACUGGUCCUUCUAGCCAUCUUGGAUGAGGGCAACUUUGUGCCUGUCUGUUAUAUACACAUACAUAUCUAUCAUCUUUCAUCUACCUACCUACCAACAUACAUAGAUAUAUAGAUAUAUUGUUACCGGAAAAAUCCAAGGGCUCCCUUGGACAAAAAGUAAAGACACCAACCAGAGUAAACUGGAGCAAAUCAGCAGCCUGUAGGCUUGGCCUUUAUUGUUUUUGUUUUUUUUAAAUGAUUUUUAUUAAGGUUUCAGUAAAAAGUUAAACAGAAAAACAUAAAAAAGAAAUACACACAUACACAAUACAUUAUCCAAAAAAAGAAGAAAAACACAGAGAACAGAAAACAAAAAAAGAAACAGAACAAUUAAAAACAAUAACCUUUUCAUUUCCGUUUUUGAAUUUACUUAUUUUCUGGACUUCCUCAUACCUCCCUCUUUUGUAUUCCAGUCCAAAUUCUUUGUCCAGCAAUUUCUUUUCCACUUUUUUAAUCCCAAUCUUUAAUCUUAAUGUAAUAUAGCAUUAAAAUUUUACCUCUUAAGUACCCAAUUUCCAUUUCCUUAAACUUCUUUAAUCCUAAUCUUUAAUCUUAGUCUAUCUAUAGCUUUAUCCUGUACAGCUGGAAACCACUUAUUUUCAAUCCAACAUCACUCUAACAUUCUUUAUAGGCUUGGCCUUUAUUGAACUGUUGCAACAGGGUGUUCCCCUCACUUGCAGGAGAGAGAAAGGACACAGAAAAAUGGUGUGCAAGGCCUUAUAAAAACUUUUGAAAUUCCCACCCUGUAGGUCAAGCCCACCCCCAGAAACAUCACGCAUACAUCACAGAAAGGAGGGGUUGAGGGAGGAGUUGUGGUGGUAACCUGAGUGUCCUGUCACCUGGCUGGUUCCCCCUUUCCCCCUCCCCAUGAGUACUUUCCAGGAGACAAAGGGGCGUUUGCAGGUUCCUGCCCCCAGAGGGAAGAUCUGAUCAUUGUCCUUUGUUCCAGUCUGUGCUGAAUCCACUCCCACAUGCAAGUUCUUUGUGAUCUUGAUGGUCUUCUGUCUAGGACCAUCAGGGUUGCCAUAGCAACUGGGCAGGGCUCCUGUGGAUGUGCUGGGAUGCUGAAGGGAUGAUGGCUGCCCCGUAUCAAACCUUCCCCAUUUUGUAGUCCUUCCUUCAUGGAGUAAAAUAAAAGUGGAACAGUGCAGAUCCGAUGUAUGGUGGAUUUUCUAUGAAUUUAUAACAGAAGUGUAGCGUAUGUCGUGUGUGUGUGUGUGUGUGUGUGCGCGCAACCCGAAUGAGUGGGGGGGGUUUCCUGCUACAAUACACACCCCUGGCUCUCGUUUGGAGGAGGAGUGAGAGGCGGAGGCACUUUACUGACAGAAUGGCAUUUCCAUGGCACCUCCUUUCCUCCCAGGAGCUCCUCCUUCCACAACAACCCUGCCAGGCUGGCCUCUUGCAUGUCGCCCCCUUUCCAGCAGGCGAAGCUGCAGGGGCCACUCACUUCCUGCCCCUCCAAAAAUGGAGGAGGCCUUUGACCCUGGAUGAGCCUGAGAGGAGCCUUGAGGGGGCAGAGAGGGCUCUUGCCCCUUCCCAGACUUUUCCGCCAUCCAUUUAUUAGUACUAAACAUUAGGCCUUGCGGGGCUCUGACACCCAGCAGUUAUGCUGAAGAUUUUCAAACCCUAAGAGUUUAAAAUAGAUAGAUGGAUAAUUGAGAGACGUAGAUGAUCUCUAGAUAGAUGGCAGCUGCCGGAUGCCCCCCUUGGUUGGGCCUGUGAUGGACAGCAGAGCCAGGCCAGUCAGCGGACUUAGUCCCUCAGAAAUUUCCUGGAGCCGCGCUCUGAUUGGCUGCCAAGCCAGCGGGGGGCGGAGCCAGCCCUUUUGGCGGGAAAAGGCAAGGCGCCUUUUCUGAGGGGGGAGCUUGGAGGGGAAGGUGGGGAGGAGAGGAAGAGGAGUCAGGCGGGAGUUGAAGGGGAGAAGCUGGGGGGAGGGAAGGGAGACCCCCAAGAAGGAGGGCUGAGGGGACCCCCUGGGUGUGGGGGGCGGACUGAGGGGGGGCGGAGGGAGACCCCCAAGAAGGAGGGCUGAGGGGACCCCUGGAGUGUGGGGGCGGACUGAGAGGGGGGCGGAGGGAGACCCCAAGAAGGAGGGCUGAGGGGACCCCUGAGUGUGGGGGCGGACUGAGAGGGGGGGCGGAGGGAGACCCCCAAGAAGGAGGGCUGAGGGGACCGCCUGGGUGUGGGGGGCGGACUCAGGGGGGGAGGGAAGGGAGACCCCCAAGAAGGAGGGCUGAUGGGACCCCUUGGUUUGGGGGGCAGUCUGAGAUGGGGGAUGGAAUGGAGACCCCCAAGAAGGAGGGCUGAGGGGACCCACUGGGUGUGGGGGUGGACUGAGGGGGCGGGAAGGAAGACCCCCAAGAAGGAGGGCUGAGGGGACCCCCUGGGUGUGGGGGGCGGACUGAGGGGGGGGACCGGAGGGAGACCCCCAAGAAGGAGGGCUGAGGGGACCACCUGGGUGUGGGGGCGGACUGAGGGGGGACCGGAGGAGACCCCCAAGAAGGAGGGCUGAGGGGACCCCUGGGUGUGGGGGCGGACUGAGAGGGGGAGCGGAGGGAGACCCCAAGAAGGAGGGCUGAGGGGACCCCUGGGUGUGGGGGGCGGACUGAGGGGGAGUGGAGGAGACCCCAAGAAGGAGGGCUGAGGGGACCCCCUGGGUGUGGGGGGCGGACUGAGGGGGGAAGGGAAGGGAGACCCCCAAGAAGGAGGGCUGAGGGGACCCCUGGGUGUGGGGGCGGACUGAGGGGGGAGUGGAGGGAGACCCCCAAGAAGGAGGGCUGAGGGGACCCCCUGGGUGUGGGUGGCGGACUGAGGGGGAAGGGAAGGAGACCCCCAAGAAGGAGGGCUGCGGGGACCCCCUGGGUGUGGGGGUGGACUGAGGGGGGGAGGGAAGGGAGACCCCCAAGAAGGAGGGCUGAGGGGACCCCCUGGGUGUGGGGGGCGGACUGAGGGGGGAGGGAAGGGAGACCCCCAAGAAGGAGGGCUGAGGGGACCCCCUGGGUGUGGGGGGCGGACUGAGGGGGGGAGGGAAGGGAGACCCCCAAGAAGGAGGGCUGAGGGGACCCCCUGGGUGUGGGGGGUGGACUGUGGGGGGGAAGGGAAGGGAGAGCCCCCAGAAGGAGGGCUGAGGGGACCCCCUGGGUGUGGGGGCGGACUGAGAGGGGAGGGAAGGGAGACCCCAAGAAGGAGGGCUGAGGGGACCCCUGGGUGUGGGAAGCGGACUGGGGGGGGAGGGAAGGGAGACCCCCAAGAAGGAGGGCUGAGGGGACCCCUGGGUGUGGGGGGCGGACUGAGGGGGGGAGGGAAGGGAGACCCCCAAGAAGGAGGGCUGAGGGGACCCCCUGGGUGUGGGGGGCGGACUGAGAGGGGGGCGGAGGGAGACCCCCAAGAAGGAGGGCUGAGGGGACCCCCUGGGUGUGGGGGGCGGACUGAGGGGGGGCGGAGGGAGACCCCCAAGAAGGAGGGUAAGGGGACCCCCUGGGUGUGGGGGGCGGACUGAGGGGGGGAGGGAAGGGAGACCCCCAAGAAGGAGGGCUGAGGGGACCCCCUGGGUGUGGGGGGCGGACAGAGAGGGGGGGGCGGAGGGAGCCCCUAAGCGCAGGCGCGGGGAGAGGGAGGGCUGGGCUUGCAAGGGUUAAGAGGAGCAGAGCUGGAGUCCUAGAGAGGACGGGAAGUGGAGGGGGAGUGAAGGUCCUCCAGGGCUAAAUCCCCCCUCCCCCUCCCUCCCUGCCUUCUUCUUCUCUCUCCUUUGCAAAAGCCCCUCCUGGACUCGGGUGAGUCUCCUCUCUCCUCCCCCUGAGGGUGCAAUGGGGAGAAGGGGGUCCCAGGGGGGCAGGGAGGGGGCAUGGGGGUCCCUGCUCAGAUCAUGCCUGGGGGGGGGGAGACCCCCAAGUCAGGGAGCAGAGGGUCCUCCCUUGUCCUCUCUGCCAAGCCAGGGAGGGGCCACUUCGCAGGAAAUAUGCAGCUCUGCUCUUCCUUGGGAUCCAGAUGCUGCCUUCCUUUUGGGGGAGGGGGCUCUGGGUCAAGGAAAUAAACCCCCUUCAGAGGGAGGGAUAAGUCACAUUUGUGAACAGAGGAUGUAGACAGAACAUUCCCACAUGGGGGGAGCACAGGGAGAAGAAAAGCCCGCCUGCAUCUGUAGCAGCACAACUGGACCACUUCCUCUGUCCCAGAUGCAACAACACACGUCUCUCCCCCAUCAUUUAAAUACACAACAAAAUUGUUCCAUUAAGAUACUGAAAUAAGCAUGAAGGAAAAGAAUAAUGUUAAAACAAUGCAGCUAUUAAGAGGCAGAAAAGAACAGAGCAAUGUGUAGAAAAAUAUCAUCUUUCUUCUCCCUUUUUCUCUUAGGGUCCAGUGUGCUUUGAAGACGUAGCUGUUCCUUUCACAGAGGAGGACUGGGCUUUGCUGGAUCCUGACCAGAGAGCUCUGCAGAAGCAAGUCAAGGAGGAGAAUCCUGGGAUCGUGGCCUCUCUGGUAAGGCUCCCUGCUGGAUCAUAAGAUCAGUUUUGAAAUUCCAUACAGAUCUCUGAAGGACAAACCUCCUCUAUUUUGAGGGAGCCCAAUAGCGCCACCUACAGCAUCUGAGAUGUUAACACACCCACAACUCUCCAUAGGAGAUGUAUCUCCUGUUCUGUCUGGGAAUAUUCUUCCACCAGUCCUGCCUUUUCCAACCAUGAGGAGGCUGCUCUGAGCUGCCCAGGCCUUCUUCAAUGUAGGCUUCAGAGAUCUCAGGGAUGUGGAGGAACAUCCUGUCAAAUUUUCUGUUUCCCUUUCUGCAUCUCUCUGUUUUUGGUUGAGCAAAGAAAUGACUGAGCUUGGAGAUGGAGCGGAUUCCACGACUGAGCCAAAUUAAAUCCAUCCCUGGAACGAGCCAGGCUUUUCGAAUCUCCAGUUCCCAUAAAUAAGUUAGGUAAUACCAGCCAAAAAAGGCAGUAACUCCCUUCCCUUCUUCCUCUUUCACAAACAUUCAUUUGCAUUCUUCAGUCAUUUCAGCCUCAAUUUCUUCCUCAGGCUAGGAUUAUGAUUAUGAUUAUGAUUAUUAAUGAUAUCAGGAAACAUGAUGAGGAAUUAAGGGGAAAGACAGUGUUGACCCAGAGUAGUUACAAAAUGUAUGUUCUCUCCCCAAGUGCCACAGACCCACCUCCAAAGAGAGCUUCUCUGAAGAAAGCACAAGCAAAAAUCACUCCAUUUUACGUGAAUAAGGAAAAUGAGGAGGUGGCUAAGAAACAGCAGGAGCCAGAUCCUAUUACUGACCUUAUAGGAUCUCUCAGCAGCUCUAAGGAUGAGCAGAAAGAGGUUUUGGGCCCAGGCAGCUCAACUGCUAAGUCAUCUCUGGCACUGAGACCAGGAGCUCAAGCGACUCAAGGCCAAAGUCAGGCUAAACAAGUAGAGGAACUAAUGAGAAAGAAAAUUUCAGAACUAUCCUCAGGAAAUGCUAAUACAAGGAUAAAAGACUCCUUCUCCCAAGCCUCUGGUGCAAAUGAGGAAUUAUCAGUCAUUGGGUGACUUGUACUACUAACAAGGGACAUAGAAUGCAUAAAAUCCUUUUUGGCUGACUGUAAUAAAAUUCUUACCAUCCUGAUAGGUACUUGUAAAACCUUCUGGAAUAAAAUCUGGCAGAGUCUGUGGAACCAGAUAAUACAACAAUAUCUCUUUCCCUACCAUUAAAAAUAGAUCAAUAAGGGAGGUUUAAUUCGUCCACAUGGCAAAAGGAGGUCUAUAAGUACAAAGAAGAGCAAAAAUGUUAAAAAAAUUAAAAUCGUGCAAUAUUAAAAAGUUGACUUAAAAAUACCUUUUAACUUACUUAAGAGUAGCUCAUGCUCUGGGUCCAGACAGAACACUUAAGAAGCUUGUACUGUACAGUGGUACCUUGGGUUAAGUACAUAAUUCGUUCCAGAGGUCCAUUCUUAACCUGGAAGACCACUUUAGCUAAUGGGGCCUCCUGCUGCUGACGCGCCGCCGGAGCAUGAUUUCUUUUCUCAUCCUGAAGCAAAGUUCUUAACCCGAGGUACUAUUUCUAGGUUAGCGGAGUCUGUAAGCUGAAACGUAUAUAACCUGAAGCCUAUGUAACCCGAGGUACCACUGUACUGGAAUUUGCACACCAGAUCCUUAUAUCAAUAUGAAACGAUAUGCAAGGUUAUCAAAUGCUCUGCUGUCCUGUCAGAAGCCAAAAUCAAACCAGGGAGAGGGUUUUGAUAAACAAGAAUUGGAAAUGGGUGCUGUCUCAAAAUAAGCUACUUCUCUCAAGCUACCAUAAGCCUUUGGGAAUCUUGUCACAAGAGGAGUGUAAAGUUUGUGAACAUAGUGCAUAAGCACAGAGAAUAUCUAAGGAGGAGUGGUGUAUCAGUCUGAAGAUUAUUCAAAAAUGUGGCAUCACCAGCUCCUCUGCUUCCACAUACAGCAACACCUCCAAAAAGUCCUCAGUUCAAGGCAGACUAUCCUGCUUUAGUUGACAUAUACUCUGCAGGUGACAAUCCUGACUAGCCAGCUGACCUGGACCCCAAGGAACCCCAUAACUCAGACAGCCCUGGGUCCUUGCACUUGAGAAAUCUAGGGAAGGACCUACUUGACAGAACUGAAAAGAAUUGAUUGCAUGUCUUCUGUGCUCUGCCGUAAGAAGCCCAGAAUGAAAUAUUCCCCAGAUUUGACCUCUGACGUUCCUGCCUAAUAAGUUUGAAGGAAGGAACACAAGGGCUCAUGCAAGCAGAACUUGACCCUUUGUGCUCCAGAUCCAGCCCACCAGAUAUUCCAGCAUGAGUUGAAUUUAUGGGCUGAAAAGCCACCUCCUCCCACCAGCAGGUUAAUGAACCCUCUUUCCUACCAAUUGGAGAUGAAGAGCUUCCCCAAAGAUUUGGUCCACAUGCAAGAGGCAAAUAUGGCCAAAACAUCUGCGUCAACAGGACUCUCCGUAGAAAGCACCAAGCAUGGGGCCACUUACAGGUAUUAGCUACUCAUCUGUUUUCUGCCCAUGCUCUGGGGUUGCAGUUUUCAGGCUCAGGGACAGGAUGGUAACUCGUUUUGGCACCAAGUUCUGUUCAUAAGCCCCAAUGAGUUCAAUGGGAUCAACUCUCAGGUCACUAUUGUGCAGACCCUGCCAUCCUUACGAAGUGGGGUGAUUAGCAAACGGGAAACUGCAAGCACUGGAGAUGUUUACAAAUGGGGCUUCUGAUGAGAAGGGGCUGCCCCACUUGUUCUUCUCCAGAGGCAGGAGAAUAUCUAGGGCAGGAGAAUCCCUGCAGGGCCUCUGAGGCUCCCUUUGCUUCUUCCUCUCUCCCAGGACCCUGCAGCUUCUUCUGGCUCCUUGACUCCUCAGGAAGGAUGAAAGAGACGCAUCCUGCAAAGCUAGCAAGGAUGGAAGGGGGAAGAUGGACGGUUGACCUGGUCAGGUUGUCUCCUGCAUCCCUCCUCUCAACCUCUGAGCGUUCCCUCCCAGGGACCUCCGAGAGAUCUGGUGAGUCCCAGAGGAGUGGAGAUGGGGACAUGGAGGGAUGGAUGGAGGGUGGAAGAGGGGAAGCUCUCUGGCCAGAAAUGAGAUAAAGCAGGGAUUUUACUGUGGAAGCUGUGGAUGGGGCCCCCAACAUUGGGAGGCUUCCCUCCAGCCAGAAAAUCCCUGCAGGGCCUCUGAGGCUCCCUUUGCUUCUUCCUCUCUCCCAGGACCCUGCAGCUUCUUUUGGCUCCUUGACUCCUCAGAAAAAUGUUGGCUUUUUGCAGUAUGGUAGCGCUGCAGAGAGCUUGCUGGGGAGACCAUGCAUUAAAAAGGGACUCAAAAAUAACUUCAACAAGGUUUUAAUAACAAAAACAAAAACUCCUUUUACACUAAAUACAUCAACAAAACAAACCAGACCCAACCACCAACCCAUCCCCCAGGGUAAUGGGAGAGCUAGGUGCAGCUCCUUAUAUACUACACCCAAUUGCCAACACGGCUUAAUCAAUACAACUCAGCAGCACCUGCUAUGUUUCACAGCUGUAAAGCUGGGUCUCGUUAUCUUGCUCUGGCCCCUUAAAGACAUACACAUCGGGUGGAACAAUGAUGAACCUUUACAUAUAAAGAAACCAUUCAACAGAAGGAUGAAAGAGACGGAUCCUGCAAAGCUAGCAAGGAUGGAAGGGGGAAGUUGGACGGUUGACCUGGUCAGGUUGUCUCCUGCAUCCCUCCCCACAACCUCUGAGCGUUCCCUCCCAGGGACCUCCGAGAGAUCUGGUGAGUCCCAGGGGAGGGGAGAUGGGGACCUGGAUGGAUGGAGCCAGAGAGGAAUUGGGGCUUGCUCAGCUUGGGGGUGGGGGGAGGCAGGCAGGCAGAUGGAGAUGGAGAAGGGGAGCACCUUUUUGGGCUCCCCCGCCUGCCUCCCUGCCUGCCUGCGCCUUUGUCAUCUGCAGGCAAUUUGAGCUAGGAAUAGAUCACAGCUCCCCAGCCACCGCGAUGUACAGUGGUGCCCCGCAAGACGAAUGCCUCGCAAGACGGAAAACCCGCUAGACGAAAGGGUUUUCCGUUUUGAGUUGCUUCGCAGGACGAAUUUCCCUAUGGGCUUGCUUCGCAAGACGAAAAUGUCUUGCGAGUCUUGAGAUUUUUUUUUCGCUUUCCCCCCCUUUAUCUAAGCCGCUAAGCCUUUAAUAGCCUUUUAGCAGCUAAUCUGCUAAGCCGAUAAGCCUUUAAUAGCCGCUAAACCGCUAAUAGCGCUAAUCCGUUAAGCCGCUAAUAGGGUUGCUUCGCAAGACGAAAAAACCGCUAGACGAAGACACUCGCGGAACGUAUUAAUUUCGUCUUGCGAAGCACCACUGUAUUAGCAGCUCAAAAUGUCUAAAACCAGUUCUAUGAUCUGAAUGCCCUGCCAAUGUCAGACACUGAUCCGUCGCGCAGCACUAGAACCCACGACUCUUUUUUUAAAAAAAUUGGUUUUCACAUAUUGCAUUACAAUACAGAUGUACCAAAGCCAACACCAUUUCCUCCCCAUCCCCCCAUACAUUUACAUUUCUAUUUCCUCAAUCCAUCAUAUUAUCCUUUUCUCCAUCCUCAAACAUCCCUCCGCCCCCAUUGCGCAGCACUAGAAGCCACGAGUCUUUAAAGGAACCUGAUCCUGCUUUGCAGAUUGAACGCAGAUGAGGCCUCCAUGUAUUGCUUUUUUCUUUUCUUUUUGGAAUAACUUUUUAUUUGCUUUUAAAAACAAGGAACAUAGGAAUAAUAAAACAUGUAGACCAAGCCUUCUCAUGUCAUUUCUAUGUAAAAUAGCAGAAUAAAUUUGCCGGAAUAUCUAUAACAUAUAGUUUAUCAUUAGUGGUCAGUGUAUGAGUUCUGGGUCCAUGAAUUGCUUUCAACUGAAACAAAAAAAAAGGGGAAACAGGAGAGCACAGAGAACAUUCAACAUUGCAGAGCCAAAUGCCUAGACUGAAGCUAUUGUGGCCGUUGUGCUUAGAUUAAGUGAGUAAUAGUCAUUUUUCCUCUUCUGUUACCAAUGAAACAAGACAGAGUUGGUCUCAUCAUGAAAAUGGGAGGGAGGGGGUUCAAAGUGAAGAAAGAGAUUUACGUAUAAAUUUAAAUUUAGACCAACCAGAUUGAGAUAACUUCUGAUGGGGAGUGUUCAGGUGAAGAUGUUGCUGUUUGUUUCACAGACGAGGCGUGGACGUUGCUGGAUGCUGACCAGAGAGCUCAGCAUAAAGAAUAAUAAUAAUUAUUAUUAUUAUUAUUAUUAUUAUUAUUAUUUAUUUAUACCCCGCCCAUCUGGCUGGGUUUCCCCAGCCACUCUGGGCGGCUUCCAAAAAAAAUAUUAAAAUACUGUACUACAUCAAACAUUAAAAGCCUCCCUAAACAGGGCCGCCUUCAGAUGUCCUCUAAAAGUCUGGUAGUUGUUGCUCUCUUUGACAUCUGGUGGGAGGGCAUUCCACAGGGAGGGCGCCACUACCGAGAAGGCCCUCUGCCUGGUUCCCUGUAACUUGGCUUCUCGCAGUGAGGGAACUGCCAGAAGGCCCUCGGUGCUGGACCUCAGUGUCCGGGCAGAAGAAUGGGGGUGGAGAAGCUCCUUCAGGUAUACUGGACCAAGGCCGUUUAGGGCUUUAAAGGUCAGCAGCAACACUUUGAAUUGUGCUCGGAAACGUAUUGGGAGCCAAUGUAGGUCUUUCAAGACCGGUGUUAUAUGGUCUCGGCGGCUGCUCCCAGUCACCAGUCUAGCUGCCGCAUUCUGGAUUAGUUGUAGUUUCCGGGUCACCUUCAAAGGUAGCCCCACGUAGAGCACAUUGCAGUAGUGCAAGCGGGAGAUAACCAGAGCAUGCACCACUCUGGCGAGGCAGUCCGCGGGCAGGUAGGGUCUCAGCCUGCGUACCAGAUGGAGCUGGUCAACAGCUGCCCUGGACACAGAUUUGACCUGUGGCUCCAUGGACAGCUGUGAGUCCAAAAUGACUCCCAGGCUGCGUACCUGGUCCUUCAGGGGCACAGUUACCCCAUUCAGGACCAGGGAAUCCUCCACACCUGCCCAGCUCCUGUCCCCCAAAAAGUACUUCUGUCUUGUCAGGAUUCAACCUCAAUCUGUUAGCCGCCAUCCAUCCUCCAACCGCCUCCAGACACUCACACAGGACCUUCACCGCCUUCACUGGUUUUGAUUUAAAAGAGAGGUAGAGCUGGGUAUCAUCCGCAUACUGAUGAACACCCAGCCCAAACCCCCUGAUGAUCUCUCCCAGCGGCUGCAUGUAGACGUUGAAAAGCAUGGGGGAGAGGACAGAACCCUGAGGCACCCCACAAGUGAGAGCCCAGGGGUCUGAACACUCACCCCCCCCCAUUUUCUGAACACGGCCCAGGAGGAAGGAGUGGAACCACUGUAUGACAGUGCCCCCAGCUCCCAGCCCCUCUAGACGGUCCAGAAGGAUGUUAUGGUCGAUGGUAUCAAACGCCGCUGAGAGAUCCAGCAGAACUAGGAAACAGCUCUCACCUUUGUCCCUAGCCGGCCGGAGAUCAUCAACCAGUGCGACCAAGGCAGUUUCAGUCCCAUGAUGAGGCCUGAAUCCCGACUGGAAGGGAUCCAAAUGGUCUGCUUCUUCCAGGCGUGCCUGGAGUUGUUCAGCAACCACUCGCUCAAUCACCUUGCCCAAGAAUGGAAGAUUUGAGACUGGGCGAUAGUUGGCCAUCAUGGCCGCAUCUAAAGAUGGUUUUUUAAGAAGCGGUUUACUAACCGCCUCUUUCAGCGGGUCUGGGAAGGCUCCCUCAUGGAGGGAAGCAUUCGCCACCCUGCGAAGCCCAUCGCCCAGCCCUUCCCGGCUAGCUUUUAUUAGCCAGGAUGGGCAAGGAUCAAGGAGACAGGUGGUUGGUUUCACUCGUCCAAGCAGCCUGUCCACAUCCUCAGAGGUAACAGAUUGGAAUUGAUCCCACACAAUUUGACUAGACAGGACUCUAGCACUCUCUCACUCCGGCCCUGUUCCCAUGGGGGAGUCUACCUCUUCCCGAAUCUGAGCGACUUUAUCUGCAAAAAACUUUGCAAAAUCAUUGCAGGAGAUCAUGUGGCCCAUACUGGGCCCCGAUGUAGCAGGUGGUUCCGCUAAAUUGCGAACCACCUGAAAAAGUCUCCUGCUGCUGUUUUCUGCAGAUGCAAUAGAGGCGGUGAAGAAAGUCUUCUUCGCCGUCGCUACCGCCACUUGGUAGGCUCGACAUUGAGCUCUAACCCGUUUCUGGUCAGCUUCAGAGUGAGUUAUCCGCCACCGGCGCUCUGGCCGUCUCAACGAUUGUUUCAUUGCCCUCAGAUCCGUGGAAAACCACGGGGCUGUCCGGGCUCCAUGCAAUCGGAGAGGGCGCUUCGGAGCCAAACAGUCAAUAGCCCUGGUUAACUCCACAUUCCAGCGGGCCACCAGGGAAUCAGCUGAAAGGCCAUCAACUUGGGAUAAAACUGUUGGAAAACUAGCCCCUUUCAGGAGAGGCUGGCAACUCUCCCAGACUCCCAGGCUGUUUACCUGUUGAUCUACUCUGGCUGCCAUCCCAGACAGUCCAGGCAGACCUUGAUAGGCGACAUUUCCCAGCGUGGAAAAUCCCCUUCGCAGGGGAAAGAAGAAUAGUCAGAAAGUCCUUUUUACAUCUUGUUUAUUUCUGACGUUACAGCUCUACAGAAAACGUGUCCGAUCGCUUCAGUCUCCUUCUAGCAAGUGGCAAAGACUUCCUUUACAAACGCAACAGGAAGGUCUCAUAUUACACACAGAACACAGCUUUGAGUAGCCUGUGAACUUCCGGGAAGAUUCUUUCCCACAGCUAGCCACAUCACAUGAUGUCAACAUCAAGCUAGCAGUUUGCAGCUGUGUUGUAUCCAUAUCGUAACAAAAACAUCCCCUACCACUCUCUGGAAGCCAAUUGGAUCCAUUAAGUGGCGGGGGCGGACCAUCCGAAUCGGUCCCACCUCCCUGCAGAGGGGAAGGGUCGCGGAGAAGUCCAGUUGCACCAGGAAGUGAUCUGACCAUGGCACUUCUUUUGUUUCGCUUUUAGUUAGUGUCAGAUCACCAACAUCCGUAGAGGUAAACACCAAGUCUAAGGCAUGUGCACGGCUAUGAGUUGGGCCAAACUUUUCAGGGACAGCCCCAUGGAGGCCAUGCUUUCCACGAAGUCCCGAGCGGCCCCUUGUAAGGUCGUGUCGGCAUGGAUGUUAAAAUCCCCAGGACAACCAAACUAGGUGUCUCCAGGAGCAUAUCCGCCACGACCUGAAGCAGCUCGGGCAGGGAAUCCUUGUUGCAGCGGGGAGGUCGGUACACCAAAAGGAAUCCUGUACUGCCCCUAUUGCCCAACUUCCAGAACAUGCACUCAGAGAACUGAGUCUUCCCAAUAGGACGCUUGGUGCAGACUGUUAGGAUAUUUCCGUUCCACCUUAAAAGGGAGCAGGCUUUGUGAGUCAGAGUCUGCGUAUUUCCUGUUCACAGGAUGUUUAUGUUUUCUGUUGCUUUCGUUUUCUCUGGUGUCGCAGACACUAAAGCAGUCAGUCAUGUUUUUCUGUGUUCUGAUCAACGCUGAAUAAACUUGUAAAUAAUGCUCUCCUGAUUGCAACUUUUGGCUGUGCUAUCUGCUGAUAAGAGUGUGCAUGAGCUCUGGAAUGUGGCAAGAAAUCUUCGAGAAACUCAUGUCGCUAAUUGUUGAUACUGCGUGACUACGGGAGGUCGAUGGAUCGUCCGGCAGACGGCUUGGGGGCCAUGAUGGACUUUAUCUCCCUGGCAGUAUCCCAACACAGACUAAUGACUUCCUAAAAAUCACUGCCCCCCCCCGCCCACAAGGCCUGGAUUGCUGUGCGUAAGAGAAACCUAGUGGACAAGCAGCGGCAAGGACAGGCCCAUCUGCUUCAUCCAACCAAGUCUCUGUUACACAUGCCAGGUCAAGUCCUCCAUCCAUGAUCAAGUCAUGGAUGGCAGUGGUUUUAUGAAUCAUUGACCUGGCAUUGCACAGCAGCACCUUCAGGUCAUGUGGGUAUCCCUUGCUGAUUCUAGUAUCCAUCCGGUCAGGACCAGACCCGGAGGCAGGGAUAGUCCUCAGACAACGACUACACCUGCCUCCUCUAACGACAUGGUCUGGUCUUAGUGUAACUCCUCCUCCUACCCGUGAUCACUGAGAUCGGUUGUCCCAGUGCAUCGCCCCCUGUGGAACAUGCUCCAGCCAUUUUGUUGGCUGGGACCCACUCCCCGGCAGCCCUGACCCCUCCCCUUAAGAACAAAAUAAAACCUUUUAAAAACAAUAAAACAAUACAAACAAAAAACUAAAAAUUACAAAAACACCAAAAUCAAACAAAUUCCCAGGCCCAACCAAACAUCCACCCCACCCCACCACCACCCCCCACAUACAAAAAAUUCAAAAGAAUUUUUAAAAAACAUUUUAAAAAGAACUCUGCGCCCCCCUGAGUCCUCCUGGACAGCAGCAGCAGUAACAGCAACCGUAGUUGUGAGGCCUGUCAGGCCCUGCCUUGGGCCAGAUGGUGAGUGGCAAGAGCAGGGCCCUCAAGCACUCACACAGGGGAGGUCAAGGAGAAGUCAAGGAGGAGAAUCGUGGGAUCAUGGACUCUCUCAGUAAGGAUCCCUGUUGGAUCAUAACAUGUUGUGAUUGGAGAUGGAGUGGAUUCCAUGAUUGAGCCACAAAAAUAUCCAUCCCAGAUAAAAGCCAAGCAAUAUCUCAGUUAAUACCAGCCAACUAAGGAAGUGAAACCUAUAGGACGGCCUCACAUCUCAUUCUCUUCAGUUCUUCCUCUGUCACAAGCAUUCAUUAACAUUGUUCAAUAAUCUGGAGCUCCCAUUUCCUCCUGAGACUCUAAUUAGCAUCUCUCUUCAUUGCAGGUGGUGAUGACUUAGAAGGGAAGAACAAGGGAGAGCACAACAGGAUCCACAUAGCGGAGAAGUCAUGUAAAUAUUCAGAGUGUGGAGAGAACAUCCGUCAGAGCUCCCAGUCCAACUCCCAUCAAAGAAAGAGCUUCAUUCGAAGGAAUAGCCUCACUUCACACGAAAUAACACAGAGUAGGGAGAAAUCGUAUCAGUGCUUGGAGUGUGGAAAGAGCUUCAAUCGAAAGAAUAAUUUCACUGUGCAUCAAAGAAUUCAUACAGGGGAGAAACCAUAUCAGUGCUUGGAAUGUGGAAAGAGCUUUCGGUGAGUGGUGAACUCACUUCCCACCAAAGAAUUCAUACAGGGGAGAAACCCUAUCAGUGCUUCGAAUGUGGGAAGAGCUUUCGUGUGAGUGGUGAUCUCACUUCCCACCAAAGAAUUCAUACAGGGGAGAAACCCUAUCAGUGCUUGGAGUGUGGGAAAAGCUUCAGUUACAGCGCCAGUCUCACUUCCCAUCAAAGAAUUCAUACAGGGGGGAAACCCUAUCAGUGCUUGGAAUGUGGAAAGAGCUUCAAUCGAAAGGGUCAUCUCACUUCUCAUCAAAGAAUUCAUACAGGGGAAAAACCCUAUCAGUGCUUGGAAUGUGGAAAGAGCUUCUGUCAAAGGGCGACGCUCACUUCCCAUCAACAAAUACAUACAGGGGAGAAACCCUAUCAGUGCUUGGAAUGUGGAAAAUGCUUCAGUCAUAGCACCGGUCUCACUUCCCACCGAAGAAUUCAUACAGGGGAGAAACCCUAUCAGUGCUUCGAAUGUGGGAAAAGCUUCAGUGAAAGAGCCAAUCUCACUUCCCAUCAAAGAAUUCAUAAGGGGAGAAACCCUAUCAGUGCUUCGAAUGUGGGAAGAGCUUUCGUGUGAGUGGUGAACUCACUUCCCACCAAAGAAUUCAUACAGGGGAGAAACCCUAUCAGUGCUUGGAGUGUGGAAAGAGCUUCAGUCAAAGCACCCAUCUCUCUUCCCAUCAAAGAAUUCAUACAGGGGAGAAACCCUAUCAGUGCUUGGAGUGUGGAAAGAGCUUCAAUCGAAAGAGUCAUCUCACUUCUCAUCAAAGAAUUCAUACAGGGGAGAAACCCUAUCAGUGCUUGGAAUGUGGAAAGAGCUUCUGUCAGAGUG